AACUUCUAACCCCCAAUUUAAUUUCUUGACCACGAAACCACAGUUAAAAUUUGGUUUAGAGAAAAACUUAACUUUGCUCAAAUAGUGGGCUCUUGUUACUGAGGCCCAUAACGAGACGACGUCGUUGUUGCAAUCGACCUAUCUGGAUCGGUAAGAAAAUUGUGCAAGUCGUUUUCAUUCACCAAAGCGAAGCUUUAUUCGCUUGUUUGAGCGACGACGAGUGGAAAAAAAUGGAGGAAGAAGAGCACGAGGUUUACGGCGGAGAAAUCCCUGAAGUCGACGAGACGGAUGUUCCCGAUCCGGAUAUCGAUAUGUCUGCCGCUGCCGAUGAUGACGCCGUUACGGAGCUUGCUGAGAUGAAGAAGAGAUUGAAGGAGAUGGAGGAAGAAGCUGCUGCGCUACGCGAGAUGCAAGCAAAAGUCGAAAAAGAAAUGGGAGCUACUCAAGAUCCUGCUAGUAUGGCUGCAAAUCAAGAAGGAAAGGAGGAGGUGGAUGCUCGAUCAGUUUAUGUUGGCAAUGUCGAUUAUGCCUGUACACCUGAAGAAGUGCAACUACAUUUCCAAACAUGCGGAACAGUCAACCGUGUAACCAUUCUAAUGGACAAGUUUGGACAGCCAAAGGGAUUUGCUUAUGUGGAGUUUGUAGAAGUCGAAGCCGUGCAAGAAGCUCUGCAACUGAAUGAAUCAGAGCUACAUGGUCGGCAACUGAAGGUCUCACCUAAGCGAACCAAUGUUCCUGGAAUGAAACAGUAUCAUCCUGGUCGUUUCAACCCUUCAAUGGGAUACCGCUUUCGCAGACCCUUUGUGCCUCCUUAUUUUUAUUCCCCAUAUGGAUACGGGAAGGCUCCUAGGUUCAGAAGGCCAAUGCGGUACAUGCCUUACCAAUAGAAACCGUUCCACUAGAAUAAGAACCAAAGAAGAAUAUCGAUGACAGAGAUGAUGCCUAGAGAAUAGAGGUCGUCACUCGUCCCUAUAUUUCCAGCUUUAUUUAUGAAUAUGACUUUGCUUUCUUUUUUGCACCUGAACUUCCUUCUGAAUGGGUCAUGUACGGAUGAGAUUAUAAGCUUUUGUUUCCUUAGAUAUGAUUAUGUGGUCGAUUUACUUUCAGUUUAUAUCUUUGUUAUUGCUUACUUUCAUCCAAAGCUGGCUAAAUAAGUAAACCGAAGAAUCGUCC
Messenger RNA from Arabidopsis arenosa, 1173 nucleotides. The record is from the annotation of a GenBank genome assembly. Lineage: Eukaryota; Viridiplantae; Streptophyta; Magnoliopsida; Brassicales; Brassicaceae.